UGAAGAUGUCGCAGAGUGCGGCGAUCAUACGCCACCUGGCGAGAAAGAACGACAUGGUCGGCACCUCGGACCACGAAACCCGGCAGCUGGAGAUGCUCGAGGGAGUGAUUUGGGACCUGCGUGUGUGGAUGGGCUUCCUUUGCUACGGCACCGAAGAGUCUUUCAACCAGACGCUGCCGGCCAUGAAAGAGCGCGUCUCCAGCUGCUACAAGCAGCUCAGCGACUACCUCGGCUCCAACAAGUGGUUCCUCGGCGAUCGCAUCACCUACGUGGACUUCCUCUUCUACGACCUGUUCACCAACUGGCACGACCUGGACUCGCACCUGCUGGAUGCCACUGAGAACCUGCGCACUUUCCGCCAGCGGUUCGAGGCUCUACCCGCCAUCAAAAGCUACAUGACCUCGGACCGGUUCAUUAAGUGGCCCAUCAACGGACCCUCCGCCUUCUGGGGCGGCAAGUAGGGCUGGCCGGGAUCGCCGCGAUGGCUGAUCACUCGCCGACUUCGGGGACGAGCCGCCGGCCACCCGGGGGUGGGGUGGGGAAGCUGCCAGGGAGGAGCAGGCAGACCCGCGCUUGACGGCCCAAAAGAAGAGAGGUGGGUGGCUCUUUUGGCUUCUAGUGUUACGUUUGUCUCCGUCCUGUUUAUGUUAAAGAUCUUGCCAUGUCUAAAUAAAGACCGCAUGAAAUCGUG
This is a messenger RNA of Pollicipes pollicipes, 691 nucleotides long. RefSeq names its product glutathione S-transferase class-mu 26 kDa isozyme 47-like. The record is from RefSeq and is a predicted model, not a curated record. Gene Ontology annotation, biological process: glutathione metabolic process. Lineage: Eukaryota; Metazoa; Arthropoda; Thecostraca; Pollicipedomorpha; Pollicipedidae. The transcript is spliced from 2 exons. Bases 6 to 461 code for a protein of 151 amino acids. Gene Ontology annotation, molecular function: glutathione transferase activity.